GCAAAACAAACCACUCAAAUCGUGAGCGGACGCCCGAACGAUCGGAUGUGUACUACUGGUUCAAAUUCACUUCUAGAGGAUCGACCAUAUUAUAUCCAUGGAGGGAAUGAAAUUGACAUCGGGUUUCAUACUUUGUCUUCUAUUAUUUGCACACAGAAUAAGUGGUGAUACGAAAGUGUGCAGUGGAACAAGUAACUCACUUUCAAUUAUGAAUGAUGUAGCUGAACGUUACAGAAGAUUGACUUCCUUAUAUGGCAAACAGUGCACGCAUAUCAACGGUAACUUGGAAAUAGUGGGAUUGGAAGACCCGGAUGUAGACUUGACCUUCUUAGAAAGCAUCCAAGAAGUGAGUGGCUACGUUCUCAUUGCCCUGAAUUAUGUACCAACCAUGCCUUUGAAAAGUCUACGGGUUAUUCGGGGAAACAGUGACUGGAACACCAACGCUCUGGCAGUAGUGUUGAACUAUGACCCUAUCACAGAGGGAUUGGGAUUGAAAGAACUUCAAUUCUAUAACCUGCUCGAAAUUAGUGGGACUCACAAUGUAAAUAUAUCUUCUAAUCGUGAUCUUUGUUACGUUGACACUAUUAUCUGGGAUGAUAUUAUCGAUCCUUCUACUCAAAAGGCUGUCAUCAGAGGUGUAUCAAAUGGUAAAUGUAAAAACUGUGCAUCGGACUGUGACGGUCAUUGUUGGGGUUCUAAAAACUGUCAAGAGCUGACCAAAACAAUUUGUCACGCAAAGUGCAAAUAUCGUUGCAAAUCAAGUCGUAAACGUGAUUGUUGUCAUAGCAGCUGUAGUGCUGGAUGUACAGGACCGAGCAGCCAAGAUUGUAUGGCGUGUCGUGAAUUCGAGCACGAAGGGAAAUGCGUUGAAUACUGUCCCCCGACGUACGUGUACGACCCACAGUUCCAGGGUUCUUGCCUUGAUGCGUGCCCAGCUCACCUGGUAGAAAAUGAUCGACAUUGUGUACAAACCUGUCCAGAUGGGAAGAUUACUGUAAAGGGAAAAUGUCAUGAUUGUGAGGGCGUGUGUCCUAAGGUUUGUCCGGGGAUCGGCAAUCCAGAGUUUGGUGCGUUUGAAUACGUGGAUGAACGCAAUAUACAUGCAUUUCAGAACUGUACAAUAAUUGAAGGAAAUGUCAUCAUCUUACCAAGUACAUUCAACGGAGAUCCGUUUUUAGGAGUAGUUGGAAUAUCAUCGCAAGCUUUGGAAGUUUUCAGCAGUGUGCAGGAAAUCACUGGACAUCUGGCUUUACUCCAUUCCAGUCCUGAAAUGAAAGAUUUUUCAGUAUUUGGAAAUCUCCAAAUAAUUCGAGGACAAGAUCUGUACUGUAUUGCGGGUGCUGAUGAGUGCAAUGAUUGUAAAAACAUGAAGGAUGGUGAAUAUUGUCUUGAAAAGUGUCCAUCGAUGAAAUAUGCCAAUUCAAGAAAAUUGUGUCGUCCGUGUCACGAAUUUUGUUCUAUAGGAUGCACAGGGCCUUCAAAUGUGAGGAAACAUGGCGGCUGCAAAGCAUGUAUCAGGUCGAAAUACUUAGAUGACGGGACCGUGGAAUGCAUUGACCCAGCCGCGCCGUCUUUUAAAUGUGUAUCAGAGGAUGAAGAAGAAUGUCUUGAUCAAUGUACCGACUUGGUGGACGACCAAGACAGUCGGAUUCUGGAACUUGAAAAAGAAGUCGCCAUAUACCGUGAACAAGUUACGCACUUGAAUGAGGUUUUAAAAUUGCACUUCAUCACAGAGCACGGCAGGGAAUUCAAAGAAAGUGACUUGAAGAUCAGCUAAGUUUGUGAACAACUUGGAAAUAAAAUGAUCAAACAUUCAAA
Molecule: messenger RNA, 1818 nt
Organism: Saccoglossus kowalevskii
Lineage: Eukaryota; Metazoa; Hemichordata; Enteropneusta; Harrimaniidae
Product: v-erb-like protein receptor
Source: RefSeq, marked provisional